GAGAGAGAGAGAGAGUAGAAGCAGCCAGACUUUAGGUUGGAGCGCGGAGACGCAUACAGCCGCAUCUGCAUACGGAGCAGGCUCCAGCGUCGGCGGCUACGUGGAUCCUGGAGUCUCGGAGUGGACCGGGAGCUCCUCCGCUGCGGGUGUUGUGAGAUCGACCCUCGCCAGAGGAGACAUGAAGACCUACAGAGGCAACUUGUGGUGUGCAGGGCUAAGACAUUAACACUUUGUGUGAUGUAGAAACACCUCUAAUUGAGUCUAUCCAUUGGCAUGAACAAGCCCAAAGAGCAAAGUGUUAAAUCUAACAGACCAGCCAGGAUGUCGUGGGCCAGAGGCCUGUUUGUGGGCAGAGUGGAUGAGCGAAAGACGGCGUGGGGAGAGCGCAAUGGGAAAAAGAAGAACAACAAGUCCUCGCUGUGCACUUCUCGCUACAUGAGCUGCCUGAGGGACCCCGAGGACCUGGAACCCCAGAAUGUGGCCCCCCACCAUUAUCAUAAUCGAGCGGGCACGAGUGGAGGAAACUCGGACCUACACUGUGGAUGGCAGGAGGACCACUAUGGAAAAAGGAUGGCCGAAGGCGUGGAUCUGGGUUUGAAGUCCGUAGACUUGGGCUUCGAGGAUGGCGAACUGAAUGGGAGGAAAGAGGAGGACUUAAGCGAGUCCGCCAAGGGUCGGUGCAAGGCUGUGAGCGCCACCGACUGCUGGAUGCGCCUAGCGUGGGUUUUUCACUCCAAGAAGUUCCAAUCGGCAAAACUGGAGCGUCUAUACCAGCGCUACUUCUUCCGACUCAACCAGAGCUCUCUCACCAUGCUAAUGGGGGUCCUGGUGGUGGUGUGUGUGGUCAUGCUGACCUUCCACUGCAUCCAGCGUGCUCCAGAUGUGGCCUACGUCUCCAUCCUCUGCGUCGCCAUGGCACUUUUCGUGGCUGUGAUGGUGGUGUGCAACCGCAACUGCUUCCACCAGGACUACAUGUGGAUCGUGAGCUACCUAGUUAUCGGGGUGCUGAUUGUGGUACAGGUGUAUGGGCUGCUGAUGGUGAAACCCCGCAGUGCCUCGGAGGGCGUCUGGUGGACAGUCUUCUUCAUCUACAUCAUCUACACACUGUUGCCUGUCAGAAUGAGGGCCGCUGUGCUUAGCGGCGUCACGCUCUCCGUCAUCCAUGCUGUGACGGCCUGGCAACGCAACCAAGAUGACAAGUUCAUCUCAGAACUGAUAAGUGCCAACGUUGUCAUCUUCCUAUGCGCCAACAUGAUCGGGAUCUGCACCCACUACCCUGCUGAGGUCUCCCAGAGACAAGCCUUCCAGGAGACCCGUGGAUACAUCCAGGCCAGAAUUCACCUGCAGAGAGAAAACCAGCAGCAGGAGCGCCUCCUGCUGUCAGUGCUUCCCAGGCAUGUCGCCAUGGAGAUGAAAGCUGACAUCAAUGCCAAGAAAGAAGAUAUGAUGUUUCACAAGAUUUACAUCCAAAAACAUGACAAUGUUAGCAUCUUGUUUGCGGACAUCGAGGGCUUCACCAGUCUGGCAUCUCAGUGCACAGCGCAGGAACUUGUCAUGACACUCAAUGAGCUGUUUGCCCGUUUUGAUAAAUUGGCAUCGGAGAAUCACUGCCUACGCAUCAAGAUUCUGGGCGACUGCUACUACUGUGUGUCCGGGUUGCCCGAACCUCGGGCCGACCAUGCCCACUGCUGCGUGGAGAUGGGCGUGGACAUGAUUGAAGCCAUCUCACUGGUGCGAGAAGUGACAGGGGUCAAUGUGAACAUGCGGGUGGGCAUCCACAGCGGGCGAGUUCACUGCGGCGUGCUGGGUCUGCGCAAGUGGCAGUUUGACGUGUGGUCCAACGACGUGACACUCGCCAACCAAAUGGAGGCCGGCGGGAAGGCCGGACGAAUCCACAUCACCAAAGCCACACUUCAAUACCUCAACGAGGACUACGAAGUGGAGCCCGGGUUCGGUGGGGAAAGGAACGCCUAUUUGAAGGAGAACAACAUUGAAACGUUUCUGGUGUUAGGCUGCAGUCAGAAAAGGAAAGAGGAGAAAGCCAUGAUGGCGAAAAUGCAGCGAGCGCGUGCAAAUUCCGCCGAGGGAUUGAUGCCACGUUGGGUGCCUGAUAGAUCCUUCUCCAGAACAAAGGAGUCUAAAGUCUUCAGGCAGAUGGGCAUUGACGAAGCAUCCAGCAAGGACAACCGCUGUGCUCAGGAGGCCCUGAACCCAGAGGACGAGGUGGACGAGUUCCUGGGCCGAGCCAUUGACGCUCGCAGCAUUGACCAGUUGCGCAAAGAUCAUGUCAAGAACUUCCUGCUCACUUUUCAAACUGCUGAACUGGAGAAAAAGUACUCCAAAAAGGUGGACGAACGCUUCGGUGGUUACGUGGCCUGCACCCUCCUGGUUUUCUGCUGUAUCUGUAUCAUUCAGAUGAUCGUUUUGAAAAUAACACCGCUAAUGCUGGGUCUGUACAUUAGCAUCUUCAUCAUCCUAACCAACAUCCUCUUCAUUUGUUCUAUCUACUCCUGCAUCAAACGCUUCCCGGUCACCAUGCAGGCGCUAACCAGGAAGAUUGUGCAUUCCCGUUCAAACAGCACACUGGUGGCUGUCUUCACCAUCCUCCUCCUGUUCAUCGCUUCCUUCGCUAACAUGUUUACGUGCAGCAGAACUGAACUGAAGGAAUGUGUCGCCGAGGAGCAGCGGAACACGACGGUGACGCUCUGUCUGCUACACAACCUCACCCUGGCGGCAAAGGACGGCGUGACUGUGUGUUCCAGCCAGGUUGUACCCUGCCCUUUCCCUCAGUAUUUCAGCUACAGUGUUCUGCUGACCCUGCUGGUCUGCUCGGUGUUCCUCCACAUCAGCAGCAUCGGGAAGUUAGCGCUCAUGCUGCUCAUCCAGCUCGUUUUCCUCCUGCUAGUGGAGUGGCCUCAGGUGGUCCUGUUCGACAAUGCCGACCUGCUGGUCAAAGCAAACACGCUGUCUGGUUUCAAUGCCACAGCAGAACAGUGCCUGGAGAGCGUGUCCAAAGUGCCCCUAAAGGUCAUGACCCCCAUCAUCCUGACCGUCUUUGUUCUGGCGCUGUACUUGCACAGCCAGCAGGUGGAGUCCACCGCACGCCUCGACUUCCUCUGGAAGCUGCAGGCUACCGAAGAAAAGGAGGAGAUGGAGGAGCUGCAGGCGUACAACCGCCGCUUGCUCCACAACAUUCUGCCCAAAGACGUCGCCGCCCACUUCUUGGCUCGCGAGCGUCGCAACGACGAGCUGUACUACCAGUCGUGUGAGUGCGUAGCUGUCAUGUUUGCCUCCAUCUGCAACUUCUCCGAGUUCUACGUGGAGCUGGAGGGCAACAACGAGGGCGUCGAGUGUCUCCGGCUGCUCAAUGAGAUCAUCGCCGAUUUCGAUGAGAUCAUCAGUGAGGGGAGAUUCCGUCAGCUGGAGAAAAUCAAAACCAUUGGUUCCACUUACAUGGCCGCCUCCGGCCUCAAUGUGUCCAGCUACGACCGAGAGGGUCGCUCGCACAUUCUAGCCAUGGCCGACUAUGCCAUGAGGCUCAGGGAGCAAAUGAAAUAUAUCAACGAGCACUCUUUCAACAACUUCCAAAUGAAAAUCGGGCUGAACAUGGGACCAGUGGUGGCUGGGGUCAUUGGAGCCAGGAAGCCCCAAUAUGAUAUCUGGGGGAACACGGUGAAUGUGGCUAGUCGAAUGGACAGCACCGGAGUACCAGACUACAUUCAGGUGACCACGGACCUCUACCACGUGUUGGCCAACAACGGCUACCAGCUAGAUUGCAGAGGACUGGUCAAAGUGAAGGGCAAGGGUGAAAUGACGACUUACUUCCUGACCAGUGGCCCCCCUAGCAGUUAACCAUGGACCCCAAACCACUCCACAGGGUUGACAAAUGCUGGCGGUGUCUUGUCCCCUCCACCCACACCCAACACACACACACACACAGGAUUCUCAAGGUGGCGUUUGAAGGAUUUCUAUCUUUUUUUUUGUACAAGUGAGCACAAAGCCCAUUUGCCUUAGGACAGGAGUGUGCUUUUUUUGUAUGAGCUGCACGAGUAUUUUCUCUGGACUAUUAAUUUAUAUUAUUUCCUUUGUGCAGAUGUACAGUAGCUACACGUAUGUAGAGAUUAUGAUGGAGGAACACGGCCAAAGAACAACACAGAGACUCUGUCCCAACUACGCUGUACAACUCGGGUUUGCGUGGUCAAGUCACUGAGGGACACACAAACAUUCAAUGCGUAUCUUCAGGUGGACUAAAUCACCACUGAUAACAAGCGCAAACAAUAUGCUUGACGUGAGUGAGUGAUUGAAACAGACUGCUGAACUUUUCCUACAAAGCAUACUGUAAUUAUUCACUGUGAGCUUUUUUUUUUUUCUAUACGCGAUGACGCUUUCUUGUUUGCAUGGUUUCUAUUAAUCUCCAGACUUCUGGUGAUUGUAAGAGGAUAUUGUCGACGUUGAUGCCAAUGUCAUUCCAAGCAAAAAUACUUCAAAGCAAACUUAACUGUGUGGACAGAGCGCAUAUGCAGGGACUUUCUUUGUUUUGAUGUGAACCAUUUGCAAUGGACCAAUUUUCCAAACACUUGUUUUUGUCACCCGUCAAGUAGUCCGUCGAAUGUAUGUCAGAACAAAGGUGAUAUGACCACUGAAGGACAAGCACCGCUUUGGGGUUCCCGUUUGCUGCAAAGGAAAACGGUGUUCAGGACUUGUGCUGUACAUGCACUGCAGUGUUUAGGAGUUGACUCUUCCGUGGAGAUCCACAAUGUUUAUGCCUUAAAGGUGACAUCUUUGCCUGAAAAGUCAACCAAAUGCCCCCAUAGUCAGUCUCUUGGAUAGGAGAGCAGCAAAUGAUUCAUUUUGCCUUAAUUGUAUGUCCCUUUCUUGUCUGUUGAUGCACUUCUACAGCACGCCUGUAGUCUCUAUUUUACAAAAUAAAAGAAAAUUGUCUAAUUG
This is a messenger RNA of Hippocampus zosterae (dwarf seahorse), 4947 nucleotides long. RefSeq names its product adenylate cyclase type 6-like. Gene Ontology annotation, molecular function: adenylate cyclase activity. The record is from RefSeq and is a predicted model, not a curated record. NCBI's taxonomy places the organism in Eukaryota, Metazoa, Chordata, Actinopteri, Syngnathiformes, Syngnathidae. The coding region runs from base 274 to 3852 and encodes 1192 amino acids. Gene Ontology annotation, cellular component: plasma membrane. The transcript has 23 exons. Gene Ontology annotation, biological process: adenylate cyclase-activating G protein-coupled receptor signaling pathway; intracellular signal transduction; adenylate cyclase-inhibiting G protein-coupled receptor signaling pathway.